AUGCAACUUUUCUGUCUCCGCUUUUCAGAGAUGGUGAGGAAGAAGAACCCCCCUAUCCGGAGUGUGGGAGGUGAGGAGGAGGAGGAAGAAGAGGGGAGGAGGCCAGCAGCAGGAGAAGAGGAGGAGGAGGGAGAGGAAGAGGGGAGAGUGGGAGCAGAGGCCGAACGGAUAAACCGACCCUCUGAGCCAGAGUCCUCCGAGCGGGUCAGAGGCGAUGAGGAGCAGGAAGAGGAGGAGGAGGGAGAAAGUGAGUGUGUUUCCUCAUCUGUCUCUCCCUCAUCAGUGGGUGAUCGCUACGCUAAUGAGGAGAGAGGGGCCAGGAGAGGAGGAGGAGGAGGAGGAGGAGGAGGGGGCAGGUCCAAACAAGGCAACGCGGCGUUGACUGACAGACCCGAGAGCCAGUCGGAGCCCGAGGACGGGGAGAAGGGGGCGGAGGAGAAGGAGAGGAGCGACCGCGUCUCACCUCCUCUGCUCUCCGCUCCCCACCUCCUCCCCAGACAGGAAGGAGGGGAGGAGUCGACAACCGACACCCCUCCGCUCUCCUCCAGCCCCUCUCCCAAGCUCCAGGACUUCAAGUGCAACGUGUGCGGUUACGGUUACUAUGGCAACGACCCCGCCGACCUGGUGAAGCACUUUAGGAAGUAUCACCUGGGUCUGCACAACCGCACACGGCAGGAUGCUGCCCUCGACACACACAUCCUGGCCCUCCACAACAUGGCCCCUCAGCACACACCUCUAGACAUACAGACAGGACAAGGGCAGAGGAACCAAGCCAAAGAGUCGGGGAAGACGAGGCCAGACAUACACACUCAACAGCAUAGGGCAGUUAUGAUGAAUGGCACAUAUGACGUACAGGUGACCUUGGGAGGCACGUUAAUUGGGAUUGGCCGGAAGACCUCUGACUGUCAGGGAAACACUAAGUACUUUCGCUGCAAAUUCUGCAACUUCACCUACAUGGGCAGCAACUCCUCAGAACUUGAACAGCACUUCCUGUCCUCGCAUCCGAACAAAGUGAAAACUCCCCCGACCACACCCCUGCUGGCUACAAACAACGUGGCCAAGCACGAGAACCAGGCGCCGGGCCGGAGUCCGAUCAUCGACGGGGCGGAGCGAGUGGCAGUGAGAGCGGAAGACGACACCGUGGUCGGGUACUGCAUCCCGGUCCGGGCGUCUUCGGAUUCGUCCAGCUGGGUGGGGGAGCCGGGCCGAGGCGGCGUGCAGGCGUAUUACUGGUGUAAAUUCUGCAGCUGGAGUUGCGAGUGGUCAGGGGGCUCGGCCAAGCUCUUGGAGCACUAUGAACAGAGACAUCGAAUGAGCGUGGGAGGAACUAUGAGCCCCAGCAACUCUACUCCUGGGGCGCUGGACAGAGAGCGGGAGAGAGGAGGGAGGAGAGAAGGAGGCGAGCGAGACCACACGGCCUCCAAGAGCCGCAAAGAUCCAUCAUCAAACCCAUCCAGCACCAGCCAAGGAGACCCGAACAGCAGCGACCCAGAAGCAGUCGUGACCAGUUAUAACUGUCAGUUGUGCGACUUCCGGUACUCGAUGGCCCACAGCGCUGACGUCAUCGUCGUGGCGCCGUUGCUGCUGCACUAUCAGCACAACCACUCCAUCCACCGGUGCUGCAUCCAGCACUGCAUGUACUGUCCCCAGGGGCUCUGCCAGCCACACAAACACUUGGGGGAGGUGUCCCACCCCUUUGCCUGUCGGAAACCCGUCUGCCCUAAAUGCUGUUCCAAGCUCUCUCCGUCCACCAAGCAGCAGGACGCAGCCGGUUCGAAACCUGCCGCCACCUCACCCAGCAUGACCCUUCCUAACCCUAGAGCCGAACCAGGCGUCACCCACUUGUGUGACCAGUGUGCGUUCGCCACGACCGACAUCGACGUCCUGCUGCAGCACUACGAAACCUGCCAUACCCGGAUCAACCUGAAGGGGGCCUCCCCGCACGUCAAGGCCGAGGAAGAGGUCGGAGUCGACAAUGAUGUUGGCGGAGGAGAGAGGGAGUUCUCUUGCACAAAGUGUCACUUCAUCACAGAAGUGGAGGAAGAGAUUUUUAGACACUACAGGCGUGUCCAUUCGUGUUGCCGUUGCCGACGCUGCGACUUUACGGCUCCAGAUUCAUCAGCCCUCCUCGAGCAUUUUAACUCUGUCCACUGUCACGACUCCUCUCCCUCAUUAAGCUCAUUUGUUACGACCUCCUUACCCACAUCGCUGACGCCUUCAUUAACACUCUCUGCCAAUGGCUGCUCAGCUCCCUCCACUUUAGCCAUUAAAGAAGAGAGCAAAGGGGAUCUUCGCCUCCUCUAUUCCCUCGCGCCACCCGAGGGUCGCCUGGCAGAAGGUGGCAGAGAGGAGGGAGGAGGGGUGGUGAAAAGCGAGGGAGGGGAGGAGAAAGAAAGAGAGCGGGAGAAAGGCUGGGUCCUUGGGGAGACGAGAGGAAUAGGUGAAAGAGGAGGUGAGCAGGCCCAUGGUUUGCUGUGGGUGCCCAAGGAGCGAAUGGGACCCGACAGAGGAGUAGAAAGAGGAACAGGAGGCGGGAGCCCCUCUUUUUUCCCCUCCCCCCUCCCAUUGUCUUAUGUUUCAGCCAAUCACGAGGCCUCGCAGCAUAAACGGGGCGUGGCUUCGCCGAGCAUGGUUUACCUGGGAGACACAAAGUCAUUUUUGGGAGAUACCAAGUCGUUUUUGGGAGACGCCAAGCUGUACGGAGGGGGACGGCAAGGAGGAGGAGGUGGCGCCGCAGGUGGAGGGGAGAAGCAGAGCCCGAUGCCCUCUCAGCAGUAUACAGGAGGAGGAGGACAGGAGGGCAAAGGAGGAGCUGCAAAAGAGGAGUCCCAGUCCCUGCUACGGCGACGCAGAGGCAGCGGCGUCUUCUGUGCCAACUGCCUGACCACCAAGACAUCGUUGUGGAGGAAGAACGCUAACGGAGGCUACGUCUGCAACGCGUGUGGUUUAUACCAAAAACUGCAUUCGACACCCAGACCUCUAAACAUAAUCAAGCAGAACAACGGCGAACAAAUUAUCCGACGGCGAACCCGCAAACGCAUCAACCCCGACUCGCUGUCGUCUGAAAACCCCACCCCCAAGCAGCAGCGAAUCACCAGCGAGGAGCGCAUGAACGGGGAGGAGUCUGACCGGAGCUGCACGUCGAUGAAGAACCAGCAGCCCUCCCCCCGCUCCCGCUCGCCCCGUUCCACUCAAGCCUUCUUAGCCAAUCAAACGCUGGAGAUCCACAGACGCAUGCCUCCCCUCCUCGUCCCUUCGCACCCCCCCUCCUCGCUGGUAGUCGAGGGCAAUGGCGGCAUGGCAGAGGGUGUAAUAUCAUCAAAGUUAGAGGGAGUCAAAGGGGGAGGGGGGUCCGAACGAGGCAGUCCCAUUGAAAAAUACAUGCGUCCGUCCAAACCGUCUAGCUAUUCGCCUCCUGGGUCACCGAUUGAAAAGUACCAGUAUCCCCUUUUCUCUCUACCCCUCCCGUUAACCCUCUCACCCGAUCUCACCCCUGAGUCCGAUUGGCUCAGAUUCUGGACCAAGUACAAGAUGGCGGCCACCUCUGGGGUUCCCGGUAGCCUCAGUAACCUAAGCAGCCCUGGUAGCCUCGGCAAUAACGCCCAUUACCUUAGUGCAAUGGUGUCGCCUGUACAGCAUCAUCAGCAAAGCUACACGGUGCCUUACUGCGCCUCUCCCUACUCUCCUCUUCCACCCCCUCCAGCUCCCCCUCACUAUCCCCCUCCUCCUCUUCACCCUCAAACCUCGUCCUCUUCCUCAUCGUCAUCGUUAGAAAACGACGCUCCGUUGGAUCUCGCAAUAAGACAAAGGGAUACGACCGCUGCAAACGCCCACGUGUCAACAAAUGGGGCAGAGAGGAGAAAGCUGGAGUCGCCACGACCCGAAAGGUUGCGAGAGAACUGGAAAGGAGAGAAAAAGGAGGAGGAGAGUACUGAUGAAGGCGGGAACAGGAAGGAGGAGUCGGGAAAGGAAGAGCCGGAUGGUUUGACAAAAGUUGUAUCGUCGAAUCCCACGAUGGUGGAUGUAGCCACGCAGGAUGACCUGACCAAUCGCUGCAUCCACUGUGGGAUCUACUUUUUAGAUGAGGUCAUGUAUGCCCUGCACAUGAGUUGCCACGGCGACCAGGGGCCGUACCAAUGCAGCUUUUGCCUCUACACGUGUGCGGAUCGCUACGAUUUCACCACUCACAUACAGAGGGGCUUACACAGGUACACGGACAAGACGCCGGGACAGAAGGGCCAAUCGCAGGAGGGCGAAACUCCGAUCACCGUGGAGACGUCCCAGCAGGAGACGGGAGAUGUGACUCCAGAGGAAAAGAUGGACGAAGGCGAUCAAGAUGAGGUCACGUGUGGAAGUGAUGAUGUCACAGCAGAGGGUCCUGAUGAUCGAGCAGAGGGAAUUAAAGGCAGUGAUGUCAAUGAUAAUGAAACGGAAGCUGAAAUGGAGGUAGGAGCAGAGAGCCACGACGAAACGAACCAGGAUUUAGGAGGCGAAACGGCGUCGGACGGCAGCGCCGACGCCACAAAAACUAUCGAGGUCACGACUGUCGCUGAGUCUAAAGACGAGGAGGAGAAUGUGGAGAGUAACUAGCCCUGAAACCUCUUACUCUCACAAACCUUUACGAACAUGUUUCAUCAAAUGAAUAAGCUGUAUGCCAUCACGUUCCUGGAGGCUAGCUCAUGUCAAGGCGGGCCUAUCCCGGGCACUAAACGGAACACAUCCUUAUGCUGGAAGCACUCGGCUGUCAAAUGGUCAAAAAAAUCAUCGUAGGAUCCGGCCGCACGGCUGCAGGGACAAUAUGGAGGAAGGGUCUGUCGAGCAAAGGAUCCCUCGACGGCUCUGUAGCAACUUACCCAACAACGGAGUCCGGGCAUGCAGCUGAAAUCACCAUUAAUUAACAGCCACUUGUGUGCUUUCCAAAUAAGAGGAUUGGAAGCUCGACUGAAAGCUCGACUGGUCUCAUUUAGGAUGAGUUCAUGGAGCUCAGCACCUGCACAGCAACCACACAGCAGAGCAAAAAAUACAAAAAAAAUAAUGCUAGAAGCAAAACACUUGAGCUGAGCUGAACUGAGCUGAUCUCCUAUGCACCAGACUGAACCCGAGCCGGCCACGCCUGCUCCCAUGCAUCACUCAGACUGUUAAAUCCCGGUACAACCAGAUCUGAUCUGGUCACUUCGUCCGGAGCAUGUUUUUAACUCUUUUCCCCGCUGUGCAAAUGAACUCAAAACCAAAACUUAUUUUAAAGACUUGAAGUUCAGAACAAAUCCAGUUUGUUCUGGGCGGCCGUUGGAUUGGUGCAAAAAGGAUCAGUCGGGUUCUUUCACACUUUGCUGAAACUGACAGUGUUCGCUCAGAUCAAUGCAAAUUCACCACGGCUGCAAAGUGGCGCAAAAAUGUCGGACUGGUUGGAUUUGAUUUGACCAUGACUUUUUGAACUGCUUACUUAAAACCAGUUUGAACUGGUUGAACCGGUGCAAAGCCGGACCGAAGUGUUCUCUUCAUCCGUUCGGAUCGAACCAAGUGACAAUGUUUUCUACCUUCCUCCGUGCCAUGAUACUAGCUACGUGCCUGGCUGCCUGCCUAAUAGAACAACCAUCUAUUAACCUGCUUAACAUUUAUAUUAAUAAUA
Limanda limanda (common dab) is the source of this 5629-nucleotide messenger RNA. RefSeq names its product trichorhinophalangeal syndrome I (gene trps1). Bases 1 to 4590 code for a protein of 1529 amino acids. Gene Ontology annotation, molecular function: zinc ion binding; DNA-binding transcription factor activity; RNA polymerase II transcription regulatory region sequence-specific DNA binding. The record is from RefSeq and is a predicted model, not a curated record. NCBI's taxonomy places the organism in Eukaryota, Metazoa, Chordata, Actinopteri, Pleuronectiformes, Pleuronectidae. Gene Ontology annotation, biological process: regulation of transcription by RNA polymerase II. Gene Ontology annotation, cellular component: nucleus. The transcript is spliced from 9 exons.